UGAUAGGACAGCUCGGAGCUGCCUUUAGUAACAGUGGAGUCCCCGAGAUGGCUCGUGUCGUCGUGUCCCUCAUCUCCCUGUUGCUGGCCUUCAAUGGAGUGAUCUGCCAGGCCCAGCUGGCCACGGUGGACGUCGACAGGCAGGAGCUCGAGGACACCAUCCAACGACUGCGAGAAGGGUUCCUGGCACCCGUGCAGAGUAAGCAGGAGCUUGAGGUAUCCGCCGAAGCAAGUCCCGCCAACGGCAGUCCCACAUCGACGCUUCCGCUAGCCGUCAAGCAAGAAGAGUGCCACGUCCUCGAGAGGUUCAAUGCGACCAUACAGCCGGGCGACUAUCGGAAGAUUUCCAUCGAUCUGGUAAGACCAGACGAGAGGUCAGGCAGCCGACGCGUCCAGCAUCUGCACCUUCUUCUCGCCGUUGUUUCUUCAGAAUCAGCUCCGCAGUGAUGGCUUUGUUGGGGUGGUUGUCGCGUCGAAUUCGCUUCGUGGCGACGCAGACAUCUUCACCUUCCUUGACAGGUGAGCGUGGGGCGAGAGAUGCACUUACAUAUCGACCACGUGCUCGUGCAGGGAAAAGAGGCACAAGUCGCUUGAACCAUCGUGUUUUCCUGAACCGGGCCAUGCUGAUGAUUUUGAGGACUAUGCCGGCUUCUACCUGGCUUCUCUUUCCAUCGUCGACCACACUCUUCUGGAGGCCUAUAUCGUGCCGUUCGGCAGCGACCCCGCCGAAGUGGUACGAUGCGAAUGCCUGAUGGCCACUGACGGCCACUCUGAUGGGAUUGCUAUUGCUGCAGGAUGUGAUAGUGUACGCGACGGAUGAGGAGUGCGAGCCCUCGGUGUCCAUCACCUUGACAGGGUGUGCCGACCCGAUCUACCCUGGAAGUGGAUGGGAGCCUGCUGAACUUGGGCCUGACGAGAAUGCUGGCGCUCGGCCCGGCCCAGAUAAACGUGGGUCUCUCGGAAGGAACAGAAUGCAACACAAACAAAAGGCGUGUUCUUCCUGUUUACUUUCACAGGUGGCUUUGAGCAGCCAGACAGAGGCCCAGACAGAGACCGGUGAUAAGGUGACACGCAGCUGCAGUGCUGGUGUCCGCUUUGCUCAUGCGGCCGGGCAAUAGACAUUUGUAUCUGUGAUUUUUUCCUGUUGGCCGUCCAAAAUGGUGAGUGUCUCUGUUCUCUGGGUUCACUUGUGCUCUGUGCUUGAUUAGAUUUGGGGUGCUAGCGUUCAUGGCAGAUGCAUUUGAUUCUUAUCCUUCACUGGUGUGUGUCUGUGGUUUUGCUUUGACGGAGGGAGGGAGGGAGCCAGAGCGGCCGAGGGUUUUGUUGUGUGAAUGCAAUUAAGGCUGCCUGUCUGUGUGCAUCAUGCCCGUGUGCUUGAUUUGCGUAUGUGUGUACAGUACGCUGUAUAGUCGUAGAUUUGAGACAAGAGCGGAAUUGUUUUGACGUGCUGUUGUUUCGACACUCAUGGUUUAUGCGCACAUGCAUGCACAUGCAACACAAGGCGCCAUCCACACGAUGGCAAGUUGUCCACAUGAAGGGACGAACGAAUCGGGGUCAACGUCAACCAUCCAUCGAC
This is a messenger RNA of Vitrella brassicaformis, 1575 nucleotides long. NCBI's taxonomy places the organism in Eukaryota, Vitrellaceae. The record is from the annotation of a GenBank genome assembly.